Molecule: messenger RNA, 459 nt
Organism: Adineta steineri
Lineage: Eukaryota; Metazoa; Rotifera; Eurotatoria; Adinetida; Adinetidae
Source: the annotation of a GenBank genome assembly
AUGAGUAAACCGGAAUGGAUAUUUGUUUUGUUUGAAUGUAUUGGAUGCAUUUGUAAUGGUGUUAUACAACCCAUAAUGGGAAUUAUUCAGAGUAAAUUAACUGCAGUUUUUCAAGAAUGUGAUAAAGAUUCUCUAGAUCGAAAAAUUCUUCUUUAUAAUUUAUUAUUUAUUGGAUUUGGAAUCAUCCGUUUCAUAGCAACAUUUAUUCAAAGUUUCUUCUUUGGUUGUUCUGGUGAAGCAUUAACAAAACGUCUUCGUAUAAAAACAUUUGAAACAUUACUUCGUCAAGAUAUAUCAUAUUUUGAUGAUCCAAAUAACAAUACAGGUGCAUUAUGUACACGUUUAUCAACUGAAGCAUCGGCUGUUCAAGGUGCGACUGGAAUUAGACUUGGAAUGUUAUUACAAAGUUUUUGUUCAUUUGUUGGUGGUCUUAUUAUUGGUUUUAUAUUUUCUUGGUAA